Molecule: messenger RNA, 2679 nt
Organism: Durusdinium trenchii
Lineage: Eukaryota; Dinophyceae; Suessiales; Symbiodiniaceae
Source: the annotation of a GenBank genome assembly
AUGUCGGAAUUCAAGUUAGCUGUCGAUGAGAAGAACAAGGCCACAGAGCUGCCAUUGCGGCGAGUUUGGGGCACUGCGAGUGCCAACCCACAUAUGCGAGCCUUUUGGGGCGCUACAUUGUCCUUUUUUCUGGCCUUCUUAGGUUGGUUUGCCUUAGCUCCUUUGGGUCUGGAAGUGGCAGCAAGCUUGGGAACCUGUGAGAAUCUCAUGUACCCACCGGAGAGCCACCCGAAGCGGCUGGCAUACCUGAAGUACACGAACCUCACUUCUGGCGACCAAUACUGCCAAUAUGGGCUGAUCCCUGACGAUGUGAAGCCUUCGGAUUGUGCCGAAGUACCAGUGCCUUCGGUGGCAGGUGCCAGCACGGAGAACAAGAAGUAUCGGCCAGAAGUAUUGGCCAAGUGUGUUUGCACUACGGGAACGGAAUGCAAUCGCAUCAUCGCCAAUGCCGGAGUUGCUGCGGUCGCCUCAACGAUGUUCGUGCGCAUUGCAUUGGGGACACUGUUGGAGAGGUUUGGCCCCGUGAAUGUGCAGGCAGGCCUUUUGACGUUUGGAGCCCUUUGGGUCGCCUUGUCUGCCCUCAUCCAAGAAGUUUGGCAAUACACUGUGAUCCGAUUCUUCAUUGGGUUUGUUGGGGCCACCUUCGUGACCAACCAGUUCUGGUGCUCCUUGAUGUUUUCUCAAAGCAUCGUGGGCACGGCGAAUGCUACAGCAGCAGGUUGGGGAAACUUAGGUGGUGGCGUCACACAAAUCUUCAUGAUUUCUGUGCUAUUCGACCCCAUGGUGAACAGCGGCCUGACGGCUGACACGGCUUGGCGCGUGUCGAUGACCAUCCCUGCAAUCCUGUUCCUUCUUUGCGCUGCGGCCUUGAAGCUCUUAUGUUGGGACAUGCCAACAGCCAAACACAUUGAUGUGGCCACCAUCGGCAAGACCAGGCAACCCUCAUUGUGGGACUAUGUUGAGGUGCUGAAGGAUGUGAGGGUGCUGGUGAUGAUCUUCCAAUAUUCGGCAUGCUUUGGCGCAGAGCUAGCCAUGAACAACCAGCUGGCCACACAUUUCAGGACCUAUUUCCAGAUGCCUGCAGCUGAUGCUUCAGCCUUGGCCGGAGCUUUUGGGUUGAUGAACCUUUUUGCCAGAUCUUUAGGUGGCAUCAGCAGUGACCUCUUCAAGCAUGUGGGUUUCCGAGGCCGAAUAUGGGCACAAUUCUUAACUCUCUUCUUCGAGGCAAUUUUUCUCUUCAUUUUUGGCCUCGUGGAUAACUCACAACCCUGGUAUGUUGCGCUGGUGGUCCAAAUUUGCUUCUCCUUGUUCGUGCAGAUGGCGGAAGGGACCAGUUAUGGCAUCGUGCCUUUUAUGAACAAAGAGCAGCUGGCUGUGGUCUCUGCACUUGUAGGUGCAGGUGGCAACCUGGGAGCUGUGAUUGCGGGCUUUUGCUUUUAUCAGCCCAUCCAUCACCCAUUGCUUCCCUUCCAAGUGCAUGCUGGCUAUGUGAUGUUCUGGGCGUUGCUGACCCCCUGCUACUAUUGGGCUGAGCAUGGCGGCAUGUUCCACAAGCCGGCGCCAGCGCAUACCUACCAAGACGUGCCAGGGCCUCAGUUUGGCAGUGAGAUCCAAAGCAGCCCUUACAGGCGCCGUCCACCGGUGCUGGGCUACGGCCAUCAGCUGUGUCCCUACUGGAACAAGAAGGCGAAGCGCCCGGCGGCGGAAAUGGGAGGAGUCAGCAGCUUGCCCGUGGGCUUUGUUGGCUUAGGCUCGAUGGGCUACCACAUGGCUGGGCACAUGGCCAAGGCCCACUCCAGGAACCGCACCCAGAUGAAGGCCGCCCAGCACUCCAAAGAGUUUGGCUCUGUGCAUGCGGAGAAGUUGGAAGAGCUGAAGUCCAGACGCCAGGUGUUGGUCUUUUGCUUACCAACUUCAGAAGAGGAGGGCAAUCCUAAAAACCGUGCUGAUCGGAUUGUCUUCCGCGAGGGCUCGUUUGACUCCUUGGACGGAGACUCCAAGAGACUGCCGAACAGUGCUGAUGAGGCCAUUGUGGAGCAGUUGGCGCCGCAUUUGCCCAGGGGCGCCUGUGUUGUCUCCUGCACCUCGGGGGUGCCGACCGUGACCAAGCGCCUUGCAAACUCCUUACGCGAGCGUUUCGGCAGUCUCACCUGCAUGCUGGGCAGCGAUUCGCCUGAAGCGGCCGAAAAGGCGCUGCCAGUUCUCCAAACCUUUGCGCAGAAGGUGGUGAGAUGCAAGGGUCCGACCAUCUUCCUCAAGAUUGUCUCGCCAGUCCGCCGCCGCGAAUGCUAUGAGGUCAGCAACCGGCUGGCCAGGGAAGCGCAGGAGUGCCAUCUCGAGAACUUCACGUUCCUCACCUCCGCGGCGAUACUGCUCCUGGACGGAGGCCUCAAGAUCUGCGAUUCGGAGCAUCAAGGCCUGCUGGUCUUGCUCAGCACGCAUUGCGCGGGCUUGUGCUUCCUGAAUGGCAUAUCAAGGCGCAAGCCACCGGUGCCGCCGGUGUGGGAGCCUUUGCUGGAGAAGGCUGCUCCAACAGCCAGCUGCCUCCCCGUGCCACUACGAGGAGAAGCAAGAGGUUCUGCAACCAGUGGCGAUGGAUUUGAGUUCCCACGGUGCCUCCGGUGCUUUGCAACCAUCGCUGCACUGUUUUCAGAACCUGCUCCAAGAGGAGGCGCGUGA